Paramisgurnus dabryanus is the source of this 993-nucleotide messenger RNA. RefSeq names its product heat shock protein 30-like. The record is from RefSeq and is a predicted model, not a curated record. Gene Ontology annotation, cellular component: cytoplasm; nucleus. NCBI's taxonomy places the organism in Eukaryota, Metazoa, Chordata, Actinopteri, Cypriniformes, Cobitidae. Gene Ontology annotation, biological process: protein refolding; response to heat.
GAGAAGACACUGAAAAUGUUGAGCCUGCAUGGAUUUCAGCCUUCCCUCCUCACUCCAUUCAUGAGGAUUCACUGCCCAGUGUGCAGUCUGUGGCCGGAGAUCGAUUAUUACAGACACACUGACCUACUGCAGGAGAUGAGGAGCAGCCUGGAGAAACUUCAGCACACAAUCUCUGAGGAGAUCCAGCAAAUGUCAAACUUUGAAGAGAUCCAGCCGCUCACCUGUACAGUGCAGGAGAAAGAGGGAAGUGGCUUUAAGUUGAUACUGGACACUAAAGACUUUUCCCCAGAAGAACUGUCAGUCAAACAGGUGGGCAGGAAGCUGCAGGUGAGCGGAAAGACAGAGAAGAAGCAGGAGGAUGGGAAAGACUCGUACUCGUACAGAAUCCAAGAGUUCAGACGUGUGUUUGAUCUGCCUGAAGGAGUGAAUCCUGAGACAGUGACCUGCUCCAUGACUGAUGGAAAGCUCCACAUACAGGCAUCAGUCAAUCAGAUAUCUGAAACACCUGAGAGGAUGCUGCACAUUCACUGCCCUCAAACUGUGAAGACAACACAGACAGAGACUGAAAAGAUUCAAAACAACACCACUGAAACACACAAGACUGAUCAGCAAUCUUAAAAACUCUCAACAGAAGAUCAAUUCAACAGAUUUGGACUGUGUGAGGCAAUUUAUGAGAUGAACUUUAGCUUUAUAUCAUGUUUUAUUUAUAAUAAUUAUUUGUAUUCUUUAAUGUGUAAGAUUAUUUGAUAUUUUUAUAUUUUAAUUAUUUUAUUUUCAUUUUCUUGAACUGGAUAAAAUAAACAUAUUUAAAAUCAGAUAUUUUCUUGUCUUUUUUUGGUUCCUUCUUUACUUGGAGUGUUUGAAAAAUGAGAGGCAAUAAUUUGUAAAAAAUGCUUUUCUUUUUUAAAAGCUUUGUAUUAUGAAUCAGUUUUAUGAUAUAUCUCGAGCUUGAUGUUUUGAAAUAUCUGAAAUUGUAGUCAUUUAUUUUUUUCU